Python bivittatus (Burmese python) is the source of this 1446-nucleotide messenger RNA. RefSeq names its product keratin 222 (gene KRT222). NCBI's taxonomy places the organism in Eukaryota, Metazoa, Chordata, Lepidosauria, Squamata, Pythonidae. The record is from RefSeq and is a predicted model, not a curated record.
ACCCUAUCAAUAAGGUUCAGUUAGCCAAGGUGGAGGAUGGGAGCAGCAUGGAACUGUCCCAGCUCCUCAAUGAGAUCAGGGCAAACUAUGAAACGCUCCUCAGCCGAAGUCAGAUAGAGACCGUCCUCUCGGCAGGGACCCAGCUAGAAAAAGUCACAGGUGAAAGAAUGAACAAAGAUGAAGAAAUCUUAAAAGCAGCCAGGGCAGAACUAAAUGAAGCUAGACGUCAGUGGCAUCAUAUGCAGACUGAAAUAGACUCUCUUCAUGCCACAGAGAGGGGACUGGAAAGUUCCCUGCAGGCCACAGAACUGCGAUACCAGACACAGCUCAAGCACUUGGAAACAGAGAUUGAAGGCCUGGAGAAGGAACUCCAAGAAGUGCGGCAGGACAUUGAAAAACAGCUCCAGCAACAUGAAAUAUUAUUGAAUUCCAAGAUGAGACUUGAGCAGGAAAUAGCUACAUACCGCAGUCUGCUGGAGAAGGAAGAGAAAAGGUUUCAUUGUUCAAAACACCAAGAAAGAAAAGAUGUUAGAAAACCUACCACCAGCCGAAUAGCAUUUAUUUUACCUUCAUCAAGCAAGCUAAAAAAACACAAAAUUGAAAAAGUAGAAAUACUGACAAAGCAAGUGGUCUUAAAUGGAGGUGUUGCCAAGGAUAGCACAGAAGCUCAUGGUACAAUACAGACAGAAAAAGUAGAUGAAGUGAUUAAAGAAUGGGAAGGUUCUUUCUUCAAGGAUAACCCUCACUUAAGAAAAAAAUCUGUUUCUCUGCGCUUUGAUCUUCACCUGGCAGCCACAGAUGAAGACUGUUUACAUAUUAAACAGAAAAGUCUGCCUGAUAUUGAAGUGAGAUUGGUUAUGAGACGGUCUUGCAGCAUCCCAUCGAUCAAAACUUAAAUCAGCAUCGAUUUACUCAAAGAUUAUUCAUGGAAUGGAUAUUUAUUUCAAAAAUAAAUAUUGGUAUGAAUCUAGAAAAAGUACAUGAUCACUUCUUAACUAGAAGUGCUGUAUAUUGUUUCAACUAAUAUAGCUUUCCCCAACUGACACCCUCUACAUGUGUUGAACAACUUCCAUGAAUCAAAGAUCAUUGAGGGAUUAUGUGAAUUAAGAUACUAUGGGAAAAGGUGAACAAAUACGUAUUUCUGUAACUCAGAAAUUCUUCUAAAGAUAACUAGAGAAGGUUAAGGGCCUUGCUUUGCAAACUCAUAUUAGGUUAUUGAUAUAUAUAUAUCUGAGGAAAUGCUUUGUGUUUUUGUUUUCCUCCAAAUACUGUUUCUUUGCUUUUAGAACUUUUAACAAAUAUUUAAGCACUUAAUGUGUUCAAAGAUUUGUUUUUGUAGAACUAAGUACUAAUAAAUGUAAGAUCUACAAUUAAAAGGGCUUAUCCCAUGGAGAGUUAAGAAUAAUUUUACUGUAUCUGGCCAUUGAUAUAAUUAUCAUAAGUAAA